Molecule: messenger RNA, 1983 nt
Organism: Selaginella moellendorffii
Lineage: Eukaryota; Viridiplantae; Streptophyta; Lycopodiopsida; Selaginellales; Selaginellaceae
Product: pentatricopeptide repeat-containing protein At5g16860-like
Exons: 1
Coding region: 5-1942 (645 amino acids)
Biological process (GO): RNA modification
Molecular function (GO): RNA binding; protein binding
Source: RefSeq, a predicted model, not a curated record
GAACAUGUAUUUCAAGUGUAGGAGCUUGGUCGAUGCUUUCACGGUUUUUGGGAGCAUGGUGGAUCCGACAGUGGUUUCCUGGAAUUGUGUGAUUAUGGGGAACGUUCUCAAUGGAGAGGCCGGCCUCGUUUUGGAUCUGUAUGGACAGAUGCAAGAGCAAGGCUUUAAACCCGACGCUGCCACCUUUGUAGCGGUUUUGAAGGCGUGUAUCAGCUUAGCAGGGAGAGAACAAGGCAAGCUCGUGAAGACAAAGUGUUUGGCUUUGGGAAGAACAAUCCACAGUCAAGCGGCUGCUGCUAGUUCUGACGGCGAGCUCCACGUUUUUGUGGCAAACGGGCUGAUCGACAUGUAUGCCAAGUGUGGGAGCAUGACCGACGCUUGGAAAGUUUUCCAGAGCAUGCCAGUGCGGAGUUUGGUGUCGUGGAACUGCGUCAUUUUUGGAUUUGCCGAGGCUGGUGAUGGCAAGCGAGCGUUGGAGCUCUAUCGCCAAAUGCAAGACGAAGGCUGUUCUCCAAACCACGUCUCUUACAUCGCUGCGCUCAAGGCUUGCGUGGCUCUGGUAGAGAGUUUGGAUCUACAGCCAGCUGAAGACUCGAAGAUGGUGAAGCUGGAGUGUCUGCAAAGAGUAAAGGCGAUCCACGGUCAAGCAGGACGCGAUGAGUUGCAGCGGCACAGAUUUCUCGCAAAUGCGAUGGUUGCGGCGUAUGCAAAGUGUGGCGGCUUUAAGAACGCUCGGGAGAUUUUCGAAAGCUUGGGACGAGACAGGGAUCUGGUCACUUGGAACUCGAUGAUUCUUGGUUAUGCCGAGAACGGGGAUGGAAAAGAAGCCCUGAAGCUCUACGAGCAAAUGGAGGACGAAGGCUGUGCUCCAGACGAUCUUACCUUCGUAGCUGCUUUGAAAGCUUGCAGCAGCUUGGUGGACGAAGAAAACCAAGAUGCAAGCAACGCAAAUCUGCAAGAGAGAGUUGCAGCUAUCCGGCGUCGAGCAGCAGCAGGAGGCCAGGGGCUCAGCGUCUUCGUAGCCAACACUCUGAUCGAUUUCUACGCGAGAUGCCGGCUCAUAGCAGAGUCCCGCGAAGUUUUCGAGAGCAUGCGUGUUCGAAGCGUGGUCUCGUGGAACUGCAUCAUCCUGGGGCUGGCAGAGAAUGGUUUGGGCAGGCAGGCGCUGAGUUUCUACGCAAGAAUGCGCGACGAAAACUUUGCUCCCGAUACUGUCACCUUCAUCGCGGCACUCAAGGCCUGUGGUAGCCUCGGGGACAUGCAAGCUGGCACUAAGAUCCGGCUGGAGAUCGUCAGCGCUGGGCUCGAGAAGGAUGCCGCCACAGCAAACUCUCUGGUCGACUUCUACGGCAAGUGUGGAAGCAUGGGCGAAGCUCUGGAGGUGUUUGAGUCGAUGGAGAAGAAGAGCACAGUCUCGUGGAACGCUCUCAUGGAUGGCUACAGCCGCCAGGGUGACUACGAGCGCGUUUUCCAGCUCUUUGAGAGGAUGCAAGAGCUGCGCUUCCGGCCAAACGAGGCGACGUUCCUCGUCCUUCUCAAUGUGUGUUGUCACGCUGGACUGGUGGACACGGGGAAAGAGCUCUUUGAGGCUAUGGCGAGCGGUCACGCCAUCUCUCCCGGGUUGAAGCACUACAGCGCCAUGGUUGACUUGUUCGGGAGAGCAAAUCGCAUGGACGAGGCAGUGAGGAUGGUGAAGAGCAUGAGAGUGGAGCCGAAUGCCGUGAUUUGGAUGACGCUGUUGGCGGCUUGUUGCAAGUGGAAAGAUGUUUGCGUUGGGGAGUUUGCCUUCACUUCUGCUAUCAAAGUUUUGGUAUCAGCAAGAGAUGGAGAGAUGUAUGCUACAGCCUGUGUCAUGAUGUCAAACAUUUAUGCCAAUGCUGGGCAUUGCUUGCAGAAGAGAGUAACAUUGCAGUGUAUAGGUACAAAAACAGCAUAUGACUGAAUGAAUAUGUUUGAGAUUUUAAAGAGGCAUCUUAUCUGGCU